Messenger RNA from Adineta ricciae, 1914 nucleotides. NCBI's taxonomy places the organism in Eukaryota, Metazoa, Rotifera, Eurotatoria, Adinetida, Adinetidae. The record is from the annotation of a GenBank genome assembly.
AUGUUUCGUUUACCAACAUACCUCUUAGGUAUUCUUUUGAUUUUCGUGUGCACAAACUAUGCCCAAGUGGAUCCUGGCUUAUGCCCCGAAGGAGCCACUUCACCAGUUCCAGAUCCAAAAUGGCGAACUAUUCCACCUCGGUUCGAGAUUAUGACCGAAUUAAUAUCAGACAAAAGUAUUACCGAAUUAUCUCAAGCGUUUUCAACAACUCGUGACUCAAUUUUCUGGAACGCGAAUGGCGGACCCUAUCAAUUCUACUAUAAUUUUGCUACUGAUGAAGUUUUCGAUGUGCUCAUCAAGCCCGGCGCCAAUUCAAUGCCAUUCUGUCUCCGACAAGCACUAACUCCUGCUUCUGAGACUAGUGUUCUUCAACCGAAAACACUCUUCGUGAAACCAUCCGUCCUUCUUGGCUUUAAUCAACGCAAUCAACGCAAUCCAGAUUGGGGUGUUCGUUAUCAGGGUGACGGAGAACUACGUAGAAUUCCAACGAUGAAGUUUCAAUCAUGUUUCUAUUUGAAUGAUAUCCGAGCAACUGUUCGCGUCGAUUUUCAAGUGACAAAUCCCGACAGAUUUCAACCUGGUUUAACUCCCCGCAAUGAAAGUCUCAUUCUACAAAUGGACGUUAAAGUGAAAAAUCAAACUACCCAAGAAAACUUCUUAUACAAUGUUUUCCGUUAUAUAUCCGAGCCAAGCCGACGAGAGGAACGUCAAGCACUAGAAACGCCAACUGGUAUCUAUUGCCCAAAUCGUAUAUCGACAAUGCCGAUACCAUCAGAUAUUCCUGAACGUGUUAGUGCAAACUCGGAAUUAUUCGUCCCAAAUGGUAACAGCAGUGCCAUAUUUAGUUCCCACAGCUUGUAUGAUACUGAAUUUCAAUUUGUACGUUUCGAUGCCUGGUUUCCUGAUCCCAUGGGCAGCCCGUUCUGGUUACAUUUUACCGAAAUUCACGAUUUCGCAGUUGGUCUUACUUUUCGUUAUGAUAAUCGUCGACAUCAAUGCGUUGUCGGCAAUAUUACCACUGGAUUAAACGAUGCCGUAGCUAUUGAUGAUAAUCCCAGUUUCAUACAAAUGGGCAGUCCUCAACAUUUAUUCCUUAUGGACGAUAUUACCUAUCAGUAUACCGGAGAAAAACCUUGUCAUGAUCGUAUCUGGUGUCACGUAUGGAUUGGUGAAAAAGCUCUACCAAAUGCAGCUGUUCAACAUCGUGAAUGGUAUUGGUCAUCAAGUAUCAACGGUGAACCUACAACUCGUUCAAAACCAAUGAAAUUAGUAUUAAAACAAUACAACAAUGGCGUCCCUAAUGGAACAUAUGAAAUGAACUUUUUCAAUUAUCGUCGUCAACCAAUGACUAUCUUCGAAAUUGAUUUCACUCUUGCCGAAUGUUACCGUGCAUUAGGACCCGCAGAAAAUUACAAUCUUGCCGUUCUGACAUUCAAAAUCAUCAACGAUAAGAAAUAUCCCGUCUAUCAAAACUUGAACUAUUUACGUUUCCACAUUUGGGAAACCUUAGUUUUCACUAUGUUCGCACGUCCAACACGUAUUUCACAUUUAAUUGUUGAUCAGGAUGAUGGCGAGAGUAAUGAUAUUAUCGUUACAUUUACCUUGCUUGAUGUACCACCCGUAACCGGACCCGUUGAAGAUCCAAUUCAAGAAUCCUCUUUAGAUAGACUAAUUACUCGUUUGAGUAAUAUUAUCGAUUCGAAUGGUCUUGCUUUCCGUGCUCGAUAUGGCAGCAAACAAGUUACUUUACGUGCACGCGGUGGCUCACUCAAUGUUCCUCAUACCAGCACGAAAACUAUUUCGAAGACUUCAGGCCCAAAAAUCACCGGUCUGUGGCUUGGCUUAAUUCUUGUUGGUUUAGUCGUUGGUGGCGUUGCCGGCUUCUUCGUUUUGGAAAAACUUGCGAACAAAUAA